AUGAUGGACAGCACUCCCGGAAGUCGGGAGGCGUCAUUCAUGACGCUCUUUCUCCCCUCGGAAAUUCCGAAUCAGCCCCUGGGAGAUGAGCCGCUCAGCUCGAGUCCCGAGAAUGAGGCCGUGCUAUCAUGGAUACUGGAAUUUACGCAGUGGCAGCAGAGUUCGGAACGAAAGGUCCCCGUUGCGCGAAAUAGACAACAUAAAGAUGAUACUCGGCCCGUGGAGGAACUAUCCCGACUGGCGGAACGCUUUUGUCGUCUGCAUAUGAAUACAACGACCGUCAACGGGCUCUGCAGCAAAGCGCUGAAAGGUGAGCUCGAAACUUUGCAGGUAGAUGAGUAUCUGCCUGUCUGGGUGAGAAAGCAAAAUGCUUGCAUCUUGGUGUACUGGCCUGGGAAGUUCACGCGCCUGGUAUUGAUAUUAUGA
Amoebophrya sp. A25 is the source of this 426-nucleotide messenger RNA. Lineage: Eukaryota; Dinophyceae; Syndiniales; Amoebophryaceae. The record is from the annotation of a GenBank genome assembly.